Molecule: messenger RNA, 9615 nt
Organism: Thyridium curvatum
Lineage: Eukaryota; Fungi; Ascomycota; Sordariomycetes; Thyridiales; Thyridiaceae
Exons: 2
Coding region: 1-9615 (3204 amino acids)
Biological process (GO): protein retention in Golgi apparatus; protein targeting to vacuole; late endosome to vacuole transport
Cellular component (GO): extrinsic component of membrane
Source: RefSeq, a predicted model, not a curated record
AUGUUGGAAGGUUUGGUUGCCGGAUUGCUCAACCGGUUCCUGGGUAUGUACGUCAAGAACUUUGACCCUACACAGCUCAAGGUCGGCAUCUGGUCUGGCGACGUCAAGCUCAACAACCUCGAGCUCCGUAAGGAGGCGCUUGACCAGCUCAAGCUGCCCAUCAACGUCGUCGAGGGCCAUCUGGGCCAGCUCACCCUCAUCAUACCCUGGUCUAAUCUGCGCGGCGCGCCCGUUAAGAUCUUCAUCGAGGAUGUAUUCCUCCUUGCCUCCCCCAAGGAAGAGGCUGAGUACGACGAGGAAGAGGAGGAGAGGCGAAGACAGCGCAUCAAGAUGGAGAAGCUCGACUCGGCCGAGCUAUUGAAAGAGAGAUCACAAGAGGGUCUCAGUCAGGAAGAGCAGAAGAAGAGCCAGAGCUUCACCCAGAGCUUGGUUACCAAGAUUGUGGAUAACUUGCAGGUCACCGUCAAGAACAUCCACGUCCGCUACGAAGACUCCAUCUCCGCUCCUGGCCACCCUUUCGCCCUCGGUCUCACUCUCGAAGAGUUCAGUGCGAUCAGCACAGAUGGCGAAUGGAAGCCCGCCUACAUCCAAGACUCGACCAAAACCACACACAAGCUCGCAACGCUCGGUGCUCUGGCUGUCUACUGGGACACGGAUGCGGACCUCUUGGGAUCCGGUCGCGAGGCCGAACCCAAGGAAGAGGACAAGAUGUCCCAUGAUGACAUCAUCCAGAACUUCAAGUCGAUGAUUGUCAAGACGGACGAUGUUGAAAAUACAAGCCACCAAUUCAUCCUGAAGCCCGUGAGCGGACAGGCCAAGAUUGAGCUCGAUAAGUCCGGUGAUACCAAGGUGCCUCGGGCCAAAGCGGCGCUUCUCUUCGAUGAAAUCGGCGUUGUUCUGGAUGAUGAUCAGUAUCGUGAUAGCUUGAUGAUGGCGGAUCUAUUCCACUACUUCAUCCGACACCAGGAGUACAAGAAGUACCAGCCCAAGGGCGUUACGCCCAAGGAAGAUCCCAAAGCGUGGCUCAAGUUUGCUGGAGAUGCUGUUCUCAGCAAGAUCCACGAGAGGAAUCGCCGAUGGACGUGGGACUUCUUUAGAGAGCGGCGCGAUGACCGGCGGCGCUACAUCGAACUGUUCAAGAAGAAGAAGCAGAACAAGCCUCUUAGUGCCUCCGAAAACGACGACCUCAAUAAGCUCGAAUGGAGGCUCGACUAUGAGGAUCUACGAUUUUGGCGAUCUCUGGCCCGGAAUCAGCUCAAGAAGGAGAACGCCGAGGCUCUCAAGAAUGCGCCCCCCAAACAGGAACAGCAAGGAUGGCUUGCUUGGGCGUGGGGCUCGAAGCCAGCAGAGACACCAGCCGACUCGUCCGAAAACACCCAGAUGACAGAGGAGCAGCGGAAAGAGCUUUACGAGGCCAUCGACUGGGAUGAGAAGGCGGCUCUGGCCGAGGAGGUCGAUGUGCCUAGAGAGACCGUCAAGUUGCAAGUCGAGGCUUCCCUUAGUACGGGAAGUUUCACCUUGAAACAGAGCCCCAACGGCGAGGUUAAGGACCUCCUCAGUCUGCAUUUCGAUGUCUUCAAGGCAAAGGCGCUUCAGCGCCCCGACUCCAUGCUCUUGGAUCUCAGCCUUGGUGGAUUGCGAGUCAACGAUGGCACGACACCCGACAGCGUUUUUACUGAAAUCGUCAGGGUUAAGGACGCUCCUGAAAACGACAAUAAGCAGAAACGGUUGUCGAUUGUUGAGCUCGAGAAGAACAAGGAAGAGGCCUUCUUCCAACUGCAGGUCGAGCAAAAUCCGCUCGAUGGCCAAGGAGACAUUGCCGUCACAGCAAAGCUCAAGCCUCUCGAGGUUAUCUGGAAUCCCAAUUUUGUUGUCGGCGUGGUCGACUUUUUCCGCCCUCCCGAGCGACACAUGGAGUCUAUCACUGCGCUCAUGGAGACUGCCGGUGCUACCGUUGAAGGCCUUCGCGAACAGACCCGAGCCGGCCUGGAGUUCGCCCUGGAGGAGCACAAGACCAUCAACGCCAAGCUUGAUCUACAGGCUCCCCUUAUCAUUAUCCCUCAGAGCAUCAAGACCAAGACAUCGACAUGUCUCAUUCUCGACGCCGGUCAUAUCAGUGUCAACAGCAAGUUGGUCGACAAGAACACCAUGAAGGAGGUUCAGUCGAAGCAGAGCCAAGCCUACUCAGAGAAGGAUAUGCAGCGCCUGGAGUCGCUGAUGUACGACCGCUUCAUUGUCAAAUUGACCUCCACUCAACUAUUGAUUGGUCCUUCGAUCAAGGAGACUAAGGCUCAACUUGUGGAGAAGGAUGAGUCCUUGCAAUUUCACAUCGUGGAGAAGAUCAAUGUCGAUUUUAUCGUCGAAAUAUCCAUCCUUCCCAAAGCCCCGAACCUCACCCGGAUGAAGGUCUCCGGUCACAUGCCAGUCCUCCAUGCGACCAUGUCCGACACCAAAUACAAGACGCUGAUGAGGAUCAUUGAUGUGGCGAUACCCAAACUCGGAGGAGAACAGCAGCCCCAGCAAGAGCAGGCCAGCCAGCCUAAGCGACCCCGACUCUUGAGUAGUGCUUCCGGUCGGUCGAAUAAGAAACACACGCGCAACAAGUCCUCCCAAUUUCUCCCUUUCACGACACAACAGACAGCCAUCAUUCUUGACGACGAUCUUGAUGAUGAAAAUGAUGAGUUCGAGGAUGCCAAGUCUGGAACUGUCAACGAGCAGCUCAAGAUGCAACAGAAGAGCUUUCAGUUCAAGUUUGCUGUUGAUGAACUACGUGGGUCAUUGUACCGCAGUGAUCCUGACAAGAAGAGACCAGACUCGCUUCUGGUGGAGUUGGUUGCGCAAAACUUCGACCUCGAGUUCUACCUUCGCCCCUACGACAUGGUGGCCGAGGUCUCUCUGGGCUCCGUCACAGUGGAUGACUUUGUCUCUAAUCCCUCGGCCGAGUUCAAGUCGAUCGUGUCGACAGGCGACUUCGAAGACAAGCAACAAGACCGCGAGCUUGUGCAUGUCAAGUUCGUGAGAGUCAAGAAGGAGUCUCCGGAGUUCAUGCCUGUUUAUGAGGGUGUUGAGACCAACAUCCAGGUCGCCAUCUCGACGAUCAAUCUCAUCGUCACCCGCAAGACGCUCUUGACCUUGCUUGACUUCAUCCUAAUAACAUUCACUGGUGGUAACGACAACAAUCCGCCGCCAAAGCAGGCCACCAGUGAUGACUCGGGAGUCCAGGUCAUCGAGCCAACCCCACCCAAACAGGCAGAAGGUGGAGCUAUCAGGGUGAAGGUUGAUCUUAAGAGUAUUCGGCUGAUUCUCAAUAAUGAUGGAAUUCGCCUGGCAACUCUGUCGUUCAAUCACGCCGACGUCGGGGUCUUCUUGCUGGGUAAGACCAUGCGUGUGGCAACCAGGCUUGGAGACCUCAAUCUCGUGGACGACGUGAACCUUGGUGUCUCUGAGGAUUCGUCCUUGCGCCAACUCAUCACCAUUCAAGGCGAUGAUUUAGCAGAUUUCCGCUACGAAACCUUUGAUGCCAGCAACCCCAAGACAUACCCCGGGUACGACUCAUCGAUUUACCUUCGCGCAGGCUCUAUCAAAGUCAAUUUUGUGGAGGAGCCUUUCCGGAAGAUUGUCGAGUUCCUCGUCAAGUUCGGGAAGAUGCAGGCCAUCUACAACGCGGCUCGACAGGCUGCAGCAAACCAGGCAAACCAAAUCCAACAGAGCAGCAGUCGCUUCAAGUUUGACGUGAUCGUCAACACGCCCAUUGUUGUCUUCCCACGUGCUGUCGUGCCUGGCCAACCGAAGCGCGAUCUCCUGACCGCCUAUCUCGGUGAGAUCUACGCGCAGAAUAAAUUUGCCCCGCUGGACGACUCUGAGGAUGCUAUAAUUGCGAUGAAGCUGUCUGCCGGGAUCCGAAAUAUCAAAUUGACCUCCGAAUUCAACUACCCAAAUGGCGAGUCCGAACAACUAGACUUGAUCGAAGACACGGAUCUUGGAUUCGAUAUCACAUACGCGGAGCAUCAGGAAGGAAUGAAACGCCCCGACACGGAAAUUGAAGGACACAUGACAGACUUCAACCUACGUAUUACUCCCUACCAGCUCCGGUUUCUUCUGGAAAUCUCAAGAUCCGUUCCGGCUGCCUUUGCGAACGAUUCGGAUCAGAGCGCCGAUGAGGCUGAGCAGGACGUGGACCAACAAACCCUCGAGCGAGCAAGGACCGGCUCAUGGGAUACGCAGACUACGUCUGAGGAACAAGCGAUUGACCUUGCUCCGGAACUAGGCACCCAUUCCAGCACCUGGACGAAGCUCGAUCUUGUCUUUAACGUGAGCACGAUCGGCUUGGAGCUUAUCAGUGCGCAGGAGGACAAGCCUGUUGGCGACUUGAAGAGCGCGAGCCUCUCGCGCUUCUCCCUCGACGACAGUAGACUGAAGACAAGGAUGCAGGCCAACGGUUCCCUGGAGGCUGAGUUUGUAAUACGCUCAUUCACCAUUCACGAUAGCCGACCACGCGAAUCCAACAAGUUCAGGAAGAUAAUGGUCUCCAACAAGGAGGUUCAGCAAUUCAUGGCCAGUGUGUCCAUGUCGGGCGGCAAAGAGCGCAAUCUCAUCGCCAUGGUCGCCAUCGACAGCCCGCGAGUCAUCUUCGCUUUGGACUACCUAUUUGCUAUUCAGCACUUUGUGUCGACAGGCUUGCAGGUCGACGAGGUUGCCGCGCCAGAGGAGCUGAGCCCUACCGAGACACCUGAGGAGUCUGAUGCCGACUCGAUGCAGGUAGCACGAUCGGUGAAGACAAGAUCGCAGCAGAGUCACCCUGGCCGUGAUGCCCGCGGUACCCGAGAGAACAAGCAGAAGGACGAGAACAAGAUGAACAUCGCCUUUAGAGUCAACGUGGUCGACGCUCAAAUCAUCCUUAUCGCCAACCCACUAAGCUCCAGCUCAGAGGCAAUUGUACUAGGCACCAAACAGGUACUCCUUUCACAGCAGCACGCCCUGACAUUCCAGGUCUCUGAGGUCGGCAUGUUCCUAUGCCGCAUGGAUCGGUUUGACGAUACUCGACUGAGAAUCAUCGAUGACUUCUCAAUUCAAAUGUCUAUGGAUAGUUCAAAGCCCUCGCAGACGAGCAUUCACGUCGAUAUCGAGCCUCUUAUCCUUCGGUUGUCGCUGCGUGAUAUUCUGCUCGUUCUUCAGAUCGUCAGCAAGGCCUCAGAGUUGUCUGAUAAUGAGCAGCAGUCUCACAAGCCGAGCGCGGCGGACGAAAAGGCUAAGGAACUCCGGCAAGCUGGGCUUAAGCAGCGGACAGCAAGCGGGAAGGGCCCGUCCACUAUGGCUGCGGGCAAGUCCAAAGCUGCUGGCACUAUCAGUGGUCGAUCGCAGUCGCACCAGAAGCCUGUUACGGCACACGACAUCACAAAACCACCCCCGAAACACGAGGAUCUCACCGCGACUAUUGAUGGCAUUCGCGUUGUGCUGAUAGGAGAUCUGCACGAACUGCCCAUCUUUGACCUUAGCAUCAAGCACUUCACCGCCACAGCUGAGGACUGGUCGAGCAAUCUGAAGGCGGAGACGGCAAUUGAGAUGUACACCAAUGUGUACAACUUUGCCAAGUCGGCGUGGGAACCGCUCAUCGAGCCCUGGCAGGUUGGUCUCGGUGUUGCCAGAGAACAAGGCACUGGACUUCUAUCUGUCGAUGUCACGUCGAAGAAGGUCUUUGACGUCACAAUUACCACGAAUACCAUUGCCCUCGGUUCCAAGUCGUUCGCUUUCCUGACGCAGGAUGAGGACGUGCUGGGCAAACCCCGUGGAGUAGAGGCGCCAUAUCGCAUCCGCAACCACACUGGCUUUGAUGUUGUUGUCCAGUCGCGCCACUCCUCCUCGGAAGAGGACAUUACUCUCCGCCUUGAGGAGGGCCAGGAGGGACCAUGGUCCUUUGAGCACUGGGAGAAGAUGCGUGAGAACCUACUCGCGGAGUCGCAAGGUGCCAAUGUCUCGGUCCAGAUCGAGGGUUCUGGCUUUGACACCGUCAAGAACAUCCGCCUCAACCGUGAGGGCGAGUUCAUCUUUGGGCUUCGGCCCAAGGCAGACCAGGUUCUGCAUCGCCUGCUGGUCGACGUGAAGCUCGGCAGUGAUAACGUCAAAUAUGUCACGCUUCGCAGCCCGCUCUUGGUGGAGAACCAGACACAGAUCCCCAUCGAGAUCGGUGUCUACGAUGCGGAAGAAGGCCACUUGCUGAAGAUUGAAAAGAUCCCGCCGGGUGAGAGCCGACCUGCCCCGGUUGGGGCUGUGUACCUGAAGAGCCUACUAGUCAGACCAGACUCUGGGUUCGGCUACGCUUGGUCCAAUGAUGCGCUGUGGUGGAAAGAUCUACUCAAACGCCCUACACGGACCAUGGUCUGCAAGGGUGAGCAUGGGGAGCCGUUCUACUUCCAGAUGAAUGCUGUGUACGACCGCGGCAACCCGUUGACCAGGAACUAUCCUUACAUGAAGCUGAAGCUGUCUGCCCCAGUGGUUCUCGAAAACCUCUUGCCGUACGAUUUCAAGUACCGUAUCUACGAUCGAAAUACGAAGAAGGACUGGACCAACUUCCUCCGCAAGGGUGGCGUUAGCCCUGUCCACGUCACGGAGCUGUCUCACCUUCUGCUCUUGAGCGUCGACAUGCAAGACACGGUCUUUAAGUCGAGCGAGUUUGCUAUCAUCAACUCGGGGCAUUCAGGCCAUGCCGAUGACUUCAAGAGAGAGAAUACACUCGUCUGCCGGGACGAUAGCGGACGCAACCUACACUUGAAACUUCACUACCACAAAGUACCGGACAGCGGCGGUGCGUUCAAGGUCACAGUGUACAGCCCGUACGUCAUUCUCAACAAGACCGGUCUUGACCUCGACGUGCGCUCCAAGAGCUUCAUGCAGCCGGCCAAGGCUGCAGCAGGGCAGUCUCUGAGCAAUCCCUCUGAGGGCGAACAGCCCAAGGCGCAACCGCUCAUGUUCUCCUUCGCCAACGAAGAUCAACGAAACCGUGUGUCGUUGAAAGUGGGCGACUCUGAAUGGAGUAAGCCGCAGAGUUUCGACGCCAUUGGUAGCAAUGCGGAGGUUGUUCUGCAAUCGACCUCGCGCAACAACACAGAGAUCCACAUCGGCAUCACAGUGGAGCCGGGAGAGGGCAAAUACAAGAUGACCAAAGUGGUCUCCCUGGCGCCGCGGUUCAUCCUGCAGAACAAGCUCGGUGAGGAGAUCAACAUUCGCGAACCCAGUUCGUCUAAUGUGAUGACGCUGAAGUCGGGUGCACUCCAGCCCCUUCACUUCUUGCAGCGAAGCCCCGUCAAGCAACUCAGUCUCUGUUUCCCUGGGGUGAACAACCAAUGGACGUCACCCUUCAGCAUCUCGGAUACAGGCACAACUCACAUCAAAAUUGCAAAGGCCAGCCAGCGACAGAGGCUGAUCCGGGCCGAGAUUUUGAUGGAGGACGCAACAAUCUUCCUGCAUUUGAGCAUGGAGACCAAGAACUGGCCAUUUUCCAUGCGCAACGAGAGUGAUACCGAAUUCACCUUCUACCAAGCAAACCCGAACAUUGACGAGGAAGGUGUUGAGGAUCGCUCUGGAUGGAGGCCCAUAAGGUACCGUCUGCCGCCAAGGAGUAUCAUGCCUUAUGCUUGGGAUUUCCCCGCCGCCAAGCACCGCGAGGUGGUGAUCAGUGCUUAUGGCAAGGAGCGUCAUGUCAAGCUGGCAGAGAUCGGCAAUCUGCUCCCAAUGAAAUUUGCCAACUCCAGCACCGGCCAGUCCAAGGUCAUUGACAUCAACGUUGCGGCAGAUGGCCCGACGCAGACUCUGAUCUUGUCCAACUUCCGCCAGUCCAAGAGUCUAUACCGACAAAAGACACAAUCGGGCUCUACUGCUUCCAACGUUGGCGCAUUCGAGGCCAAGAAUCAAGACACUGGUGUGACCUUCCGGGCGCAGCUCAAACUUGCGGGCAUUGGUGUGUCGCUUGUCAACUCUCAAUUAAAAGAACUGGCAUACAUCACGCUCAGAGACGUGGGCCUGAGGUACAGCGAGUCGCCUCUUUACCAAACCAUCAGCCUGGCUGUCAAGUGGGUGCAGAUCGACAACCAGCUCUACGGCGGCAUCUUCCCGAUGGUGCUGUACCCCAGCGUCGUGCCCAAGAGGGCUCAGGAGAUAGAGGCACAUCCCUCGCUGCACGCCAUGGUCACCCGCGUCAAGGACGACUCGUACGGAGUGGUCUAUAUCAAAUAUGCCACCAUCCUUAUUCAACAGAUGACUGUUGAUCUUGACGAAGACUUUGUCUACGCCGUCAUGGACUUCUCCAAGGUCCCUGGAACAGCUGGGACAGCGGAGGAAGAGGGCAAGUUAUGUGAUGAGAGCCUGGAUAUCCCCGAGCCGAAGCAGCAGCAGGCUGGCCAGGAUAUCUACUUCGAGCUACUUAACAUCCAGCCGAUGCAGCUUGAUCUCUCGUUCAUGCGGACAGAGCGCGUCAACGCCGAGGACAAGAGCUCGUCGCGCAACCCGCUGAUGUUCUUCUUCAACGUGCUCACCAUGGCCAUUGGCAAUGUCAACGAUGCACCAGUCCGCUUGAACGCCUGUAUGCUGGAGAACGCGCGUGUCACUGUGCCGUUCCUGAUCAGCACUCUGUCCAACCAUUACAGCCAGGAGGUGCUCUACCAGAUCCACAAGAUUCUUGGAUCUGCUGAUUUCCUGGGCAAUCCCGUCGGUCUCUUCAACAACAUCAGCUCCGGUCUCACCGAUGUCUUUUACGAGCCGUACCAGGGACUUAUCAUGUCCGACAAGCCAGAGGAGCUCGGUAUCGGUCUUGCACGUGGCGCGGCCUCGUUCGCGAAGAAGACGGUGUACGGUUUCUCAGACUCCUUCUCCAAGUUUACGGGCUCUCUGUCCAAGGGCUUGGCUGCGGCGACCCUCGACAAGCAGUUCCAGGACCGCAGGCGCAUUACUAGAGCGCGCAACCGGCCCAAGCACGCGCUGUACGGUGUGACAGCCGGGGCUAACUCCCUCUUCACCUCUGUGGCGUCGGGCGUCGGCGGGCUUGCCAGGAAACCACUGGAGGGCGCCGAGCAAGAAGGCGCGCUUGGCUUCUUCAAGGGCGUGGGCAAGGGGGUGCUGGGGUUCGCGACCAAGCCGGCGAUCGGGGUGCUCGACAUGGCGAGCAACGUGUCGGAGGGCAUCCGCAACACGACGACGGUGUUUGACGGGUCGGAGCUGGACCGGGUGCGCAUCGCGCGCUUCGUCCCCGCCGACGGCAUCGUGCGGCCGUACAACCAGCGCGAGGCGCUGGGCCAGUUCUGGCUCAAGCAGGUGGAUAACGGCAAGUACUUUGACGAGCAGUACAUUGCGCACCUGGAGCUGCCCCGCGAGGACAUGGUGGUCAUGGUGACGUACGCACGGAUCCUGCUCAUCCGGAGCCGGCGGCUGACGGCGGAGUGGGAUGUGCCCCUGAAGGACGUGCAGACCAUCGCCAAGGAGAGGACGGGCCUGAGCCUGACUCUCCGGGGUAACACGAACGGGCCGUUUAUCCCCGUCGGGGAGGAGAGCAGCCGGGCUUUCUUGUACCGGAUGGUGGCGGUUGCGGUGGAGGAGUUUAAUCGGAGGUUCAAGGGGGUGGAGUGA